Cordyceps fumosorosea ARSEF 2679 is the source of this 1218-nucleotide messenger RNA. Its product is annotated as multisynthetase complex auxiliary component p43. Gene Ontology annotation, cellular component: methionyl glutamyl tRNA synthetase complex. The coding region runs from base 1 to 1218 and encodes 405 amino acids. The record is from RefSeq and is a predicted model, not a curated record. The transcript has a single exon. Gene Ontology annotation, molecular function: tRNA binding. Lineage: Eukaryota; Fungi; Ascomycota; Sordariomycetes; Hypocreales; Cordycipitaceae.
AUGGCCGCCCUCAGCGCGCAGACCUUCUCUCCGGCCGAGGAGACGGAGAUCCAGAAAUGGGUCGCCACCUCGGAGAGCAUCCGGUCCGGCGCCCACGACAAUAACGCCGGCCAUCUCGACGCCCUCGACGCCCACCUCGCCACCCGCACCACCGUCCUCGGCAGCAAGCCCUCCCCAGCCGACGUCUCCCUCUACCGCACCCUCGCCCCCGUCGUCGCCGCCUGGUCCCCCGAUGAGCGCUCCGGCGCCCAGGGCCGCCCCAAUAUCGUCCGCCACCUCGACUUCGUCCAGAACUCGCCCCUCUUUGAGCUCGCCGUCCAGGACAAGGUCGCCGUCGACCAGGACGACGUCCGCUACGUCAAGCCCGUCAUCGACGCCAAGGCGGAGAAGGAGCGCCUCAAGAAGGAGAAGGCCGCCGCCGCUGCUGCCGCCGGUGGUGCGGCUGGAGCUGGUGCGGCCGGUGCCGUCGCCGCCACCACCACCGACCUGGUGGACCGCACAAAGGAAAAGGUGAAAGAGCUGGUCGGCGACGCCAAGGAGGCCGUUGCUGGCGGCGACAAGAAGCAGCAGAAGAAGGAAAAGAAGGAAAAGGCGCCCAAGCAGCCCAAGCCGCAGCCCGCCGCCGCGCCCCUCAGCCCCUCCCUGAUUGAUCUCCGCGUCGGCCAUAUCCUCAAGGCCGUCAACCACCCGGACGCCGACUCGCUCUACGUCUCUACCAUCGCCAUGGGCGACAAACCCGGCGACGACACCACCGAGUACGAGGGUCAGGUGUGCCGCACCGUGUGCUCCGGCCUCAACGGGCUGAUCCCGCUCGCCGAGAUGCAGGGCCGCAAGGUCGUCGUCGUCUGCAACCUCAAGCCCGUCAAGAUGCGCGGCGUCAAGUCGUGCGCCAUGGUGCUGGCCGCCUCCCCGCGCCUCAAGGAGGGCGAGGUCGACGACCACAAGGGCCCCGUCGAGCUCGUCGCCCCGCCCGCGGACAGCAAGGCCGGCGACCGCGUCUUCUUCGAGGGCUGGAGGGGCGAGCCCGAGGGCGUCCUCAACCCCAAGAAGAAGAUCUGGGAGACGUUCCAGCCGGGAUUCACCACCACCGACGCGCUCGACGUCGUCUUUGACGCCUCCGCCGUCGAGGUCCUCGGCAAGACGGACCUGGGCAAGCUUGUCACGGAGAGCGGCGGCGUCUGCACUGUUCAGACUCUCAAGGGCGCUACCGUUAGGUAA